CCCAUUCAAUCCGAUCACCAUGCUUGCCACCCUUGCCCUUGUCCUCUCUACCGCGUUUUUUGCCACCGCCUCUCCCCUCGAGGCCGUGCAGGCGCGCGACGAGCCCGCGACGGUCAACUUCACGCCGUACGAAUACGUAGGCUGCCGCCAGAGCCAGGACCCGUACGACCCGGCAACCCCAUCGACCUACAACGUCACCUCGGGCAGCUGCAUCACCCCGCCGUACACGUUCCAGUCGUACGUCGAGGAGGCAAACUCCCUGGCUGCCAACGGCCCGUGCUCGCUCAGUCUGUUCCCGGAGCCUAACUGCCAAGGUCAAGGCGUCGGUGCUACGCUGACCACUUAUUACACGUGCCAGACAGGUGACAACGAUGGCGGUGCCAGUUUCAUUCUCGAGUGCGGUCCUUAAGCAUCUGGUGGAACAUUCAGAGAAAAGGCAGAGAUACGGUGUUAAUAUCGUUUCUUUUUCAGCAAGAAACAGACUUUUCUCUUUACGUGGUAACAGCAUGGACUUUUCCCAAUUGGUACAUACAUAUACUUACUUGGGGUUAUUGGUUAUUCGUAAUGGUUAUAUUUUGGUCAUUGUGCAGGCUAUACUUGCUUCGAACCCAAGUCUCACCCAG
Coniophora puteana RWD-64-598 SS2 is the source of this 623-nucleotide messenger RNA. RefSeq lists its product as uncharacterized. The record is from RefSeq and is a predicted model, not a curated record. NCBI's taxonomy places the organism in Eukaryota, Fungi, Basidiomycota, Agaricomycetes, Boletales, Coniophoraceae. The coding region runs from base 20 to 409 and encodes 129 amino acids. The transcript has 2 exons.